AUGAAAUUCGUAGUUUUGGCUCUUGCUUUCAUUGGCGCUGCCUCCGCUGGAUACGUCGCCCCAGCCUACACUGGAUACUCUGGCCCAAUUGUAGGUGCUGCGGUAGCUGCUACUCCAGUUACUUAUUCAGCUCCUGCCGUUGCUGCCGCUCCAGUUGCUUACUCUGCUCCAGUUGUUAAGCCAGUUGCAUACUCUGCCCCAGCCAUUGCUGCUGCUCCAGUCGCCUACUCUGCUCCAGUGGUUAAGCCAGUUACCUAUGCCGCUCCAGCUGUCGCUGCUCCAAUUGCUACUGGCUUCCAUGCUGGAUACGCCGCCCCAGCUGUUGCUGCUCCAAUCGCCACAGGCUUCCACGCAGGAUAUGUUGCCCCAGCUGUCGACUACUGGAAGAAGAAGGCUGCUGCUUAA
Molecule: messenger RNA, 405 nt
Organism: Hermetia illucens (black soldier fly)
Lineage: Eukaryota; Metazoa; Arthropoda; Insecta; Diptera; Stratiomyidae
Product: cuticle protein 16.5-like
Exons: 1
Coding region: 1-405 (134 amino acids)
Source: RefSeq, a predicted model, not a curated record